Girardinichthys multiradiatus is the source of this 706-nucleotide messenger RNA. It is a transcript of the gene sst5, whose product is annotated as somatostatin 5. The transcript is spliced from 2 exons. Gene Ontology annotation, biological process: regulation of cell migration. The record is from RefSeq and is a predicted model, not a curated record. Gene Ontology annotation, cellular component: extracellular region. NCBI's taxonomy places the organism in Eukaryota, Metazoa, Chordata, Actinopteri, Cyprinodontiformes, Goodeidae. Bases 43 to 504 code for a protein of 153 amino acids. Gene Ontology annotation, molecular function: hormone activity.
CCCGGCCCUCACCACCAAUCACACCCGUCUGUUGGCUCCUGGAUGAGGAGGAUACGAAGACGAAGAACUCUAUUUAUCAGGCCUGCACAUCUUUCGCCAGCAGCGGCAACCAUCCACUCUUUUCAGAUUUCGGACGGGUUCGGAGAAAAUAGGUUUGGGACUGUGUUGACUGAGGUGGAGAUGUUUUGCUCUCAGAUUCAGGUCCUUCUGGUGGCUCUGUGUUCCUCCAUGCUGGUGGUCCAUGUAACUGCUGCUCCACAAAUGAACGAACGGACACAAACCCUGCAAGCAGAACUUAUAGCUGAUGAGGAUCUAACCGACUUCCUCUUGCUGAGGCUUAUGUCCGAACUGAUGGCGUCCAGGGAAGAAGAGAUGCUCGGCGAGCUGGAGGACGACGAGUUCGGAGGCAGCGAGAGGCUGAUGAGGCGACACAUGCGCUUCACCCACAGACAGCGCAAAGCAGGCUGCCGAAACUUCUUCUGGAAGACUUUCACCUCAUGUUAGCAGGAGACACAUCCGGACUUUUAAACCUGGCAUAUUUCUGAUUUUAAUAAGGAUAAAUCCUCUUUUCACAUUAGAGCAAAUUACGGCAGAGUAAACCAGUAUACAGAUGUCUGUUUUUAUUCAUUCUGUCAAACUGUCGUCUGAGUUGUAAAAUGUAAGAUAUUUAAACUGGAAUUAAAGCGUCAGAAAUAACCUUUGUGUC